GAUUUUUUUUUUGCCAAAACUAUUACACGGGUGCUUAUUAAAACUGCAGCCGGAGUUAAUAAUGCCAAAUUUUUAUUUUUAUAAAUUUAUUUAUACGCGUACCUACCUUUAACAUGUGAACCUUUUGACAACAGGAUAGUGAAAGCUGCUCGUAUAUCGAAGAAUUCGUUCACCCACUCGUUGCCAUAUUUGUUGAGAUUAAUAAAGAUUUUAAUACAAUUUAAAUUUUAAACGUAGAACUACAGUAAUAGCAAAAUAUCGAAAAUAUGGGCAAAAGUUGGAGAACGAAUUACAACAGCGUACUUACCUAUGUAAUAAUUAUAAUAUGUUUUUAAGCUUAGGACAAGCCUUAUACUCUAACGAAAAGUAGCACUCAAAUAUCCAAUAUCAAAAACGCAUUUGACUUGGUGGAUACGUGUAGUAAGAACAAAUUAAUAAUAUUUAUAUGAUUAUAUCAUAUGUACCUAUAACCUCUUUGAACGAUUUCAAAAUUAUCAUACGAUAUUAUAACAUAAAAAAAAUACCUAAAUAAUGUAAAUAUUUGUAGAUUUAUAUAAUUAGUUCUAUCCUAUUCUCAUCACGUACCUAAAUACCUAUUUCAACGUUAAGCUGCAGAGGGGAAAAAUCUAUAGAAUAAGGGUCUGCAGUGUAUUAUAUUCAUAUUUCGUACGGGGAUAUAAUAUAUAGGAGAGAUAUACUAUUUUUUUCCUAUCGGAAUCGUGCAUGUAUAAUAAUAAUAAGGGAGGAUCAAGUCUCGUACAUAGGUAUACGGUACUUCCUCUACAAAAAAAAAAAAUACAAUACAAUACAAUACAAAAAUACAUUUACUAUCGUCGUGAUGCCUAUGUAUUAUAUACCUAUAUAAUAUAUAUAUCCCAUGUCAUAUAUUAUUAUAGUCUCGGUGUCCUAAACGAGAACCCGGUCUGCGAAUGGCGGUGGCCGAGAGUCGUCGUCGCGCGGCGGCGAGUAAACAAGGGUGCGCGUGUGCUCGCGCUUAUACAAUACGAUUCGUAUUACGUUAUAGACCAACACUAUACCACCACCAAAAAAAGCGUAUACGCCACUAGGAUUUGUCCCACACACACACACACACACACACACACACACACACACACACACACACACACACACACACACACACACACACACACACACACACACACACACACACACACACACACACACACGGUUGCGAGCGUUCGACGUUGGUGACGAUGAGUAUACACACGACGUCGACGGCUGCAGCGGCUGUCGCAGCGGCGGCGGCGGGCGAUCGUCGUCGGUGUGGGCAACACGGUCGCGGGGCGGAACGGAAUAAAAAAAAAUACGCGAGCGCGCGCGCGCCGCGCGCACACACACGUACGCGCGCACGACUAGCGUUUCAAUACGCGUCCGAUGUACGACGGUGACGGUGCGUUCGACGACGUAGUUUUGCCGCAUGAUAUAUCCGAGAGUUCGCAGUGUCGUCGUCGUCGUUAUUAAAACCAAUUUUCGAAUUCGAUUCGACUAUACGCGCGCGGCGGUGUACCUCGCGCGGGAGACAGGAAGUGCAGUGCGCGACAGUUUUUCGUUUUAGUUUUCCGCCGCCGCUCACAACCGGUUGUGUCCGGGGAUGAUAUGACAUUAUUACAUGACUGCGACGUCGCGUCCGUCGAGUGUACGCGAGCGUGGCUCUCCCGGGGUCGCACGACAGGGGCGGAUUUCGCGUACCCGACCAAGUGAUCGCGACGACCGUCACCAGCACCAGCACAAGCAGACUAUCCAAAACCAGCUGCAGCAGCAGCAGAACCGUCAACCGCACGGGUACCGGAAAAACCGCGACCGCGGUCGGACCAGCGAGAGCGACACAGUCGUCGGCAGCGAAUCAGCGGCAAACCGGACGACUCGUCCACCGUUGACGACCGUAGGACGGCCGCGCGUCGACGACCCGCACCGUCGUCACCGACACGACCAUCUCCAUCACGACUGUAGGUUGCGCCAGCACCAGCACCACCGCUACCAGACCGACGGCCACGAUGACGGCGUGCCGCGACGUUUCAGCUGUCGGUGGCCACUAGCAGCCACAUCACUCGGCGGUCGAGCGGUACACCGCACCGGUGCAGUGUAAUCACGGUACAUCGAGCACCACACAUUUUCGCGACCGCGGUCCAGUUUCAGCGGCCGGCAAAGUGGAGGGCAACUGCGGCGACCUGUUGAACAUGAGCUCGUACUUUGCCAACUCGUACAUGCCUUCCGACAUGCGGAACGGUGGAGGUGGAGGGACCGGCGGAGGCCUCGUCGGAGGCGGCAGCGGCGGUGGAGGCGUGCUUGGCGGCGUCGGUGGAAUCGUCGGCGGCGGGGGCGGUGGCGGUGGUGGCGUGGUCAUGGACCACCACCACCACGGCCAGCAGCACUACGUAGACAACGCGCCGUGCGACCCGACCGCUCGGCAGGGCAUACCACCGCACCACUACGUCGGGCCCACCGUCGGUGGACAGCCACCCCAGGGCAUGCCAUACCCGCGGUUCCCGCCCUACGACCGGAUGGAAAUCCGGCAGGCGGCCGCUGCGGCCGGCUACUACAACAACCACCACCAGUCGUCCAUGGAUGGCUACAGCAGGCCCGAAUCGCCCAUCGGUGGUGGCCUGGUCGGUGGUGGAGGUGGCGGUGGCGGUGGCAUGGGCCAAAUGACCAUGAACGGUCACACGCCCGUCGUGUACGCCACGUGCAAGCUUCAGGCCUCGGUUGCCAACGGUCUCGUCGAACCGGGCAGCCCCACCGACAUGGUCGACAUGACCAACCACCACCAGCAGCAGCAGCAGCAACAGAUGACGGCCGCCGGCCACCACCAUCACCAACAGCAGCAGCACCACCAUUCGGCACCGCCGCCACAGUCGCACCACCAGCAGCAGCAGCAGGCGUACUUCAGCAACCUGAGUCCGCACCACCACCAGCAGCAGCAGCAGCAACAGCAGCAGUCCGUCGUCCCGCCGGCGCCUGGACACCACAACCAGGUCGUGGUCAACCCGCAUCAGCAGACGCCGCCGCUGCAGACUCCCACCGCUCAGAAUCAACAGGCGGUCAACAACAACUCGCUGCCGAGUCCACUGUACCCGUGGAUGCGAAGCCAAUUCGGUCCAGACUCAGAGCGGAAACGCGGCCGGCAGACGUAUACCAGGUACCAGACGCUGGAGCUGGAGAAGGAGUUCCACUUCAACCGGUACCUGACCAGGAGGCGGCGGAUCGAGAUCGCGCACGCGCUGUGCCUGACCGAGCGGCAGAUAAAGAUAUGGUUCCAGAACAGGCGGAUGAAGUGGAAAAAAGAGAACAAGACCAAGGGCGGCGACGGCCAGGGCGGUGACGGUAGUGAUAUCACGCCGCAGACAUCGCCGCAGUAGUGAUAAAGCCGCGACUUCGCUCGUCAUUAUUUAUAAUAUUAUUAUUAUUAUUAUUAUUAUUAUUAAUAUUAUUAUUAUUAUUAUGAUUAUGAUUAUAAUUAUGAUUAAUACUGUUGUUGUACAUAAUAUAAUAUGUACUCUCGUGCGCGCGUGUGUGUAGAAGUGAAAUGGUCCUCAGUUUUCGAGUGUUGUACGCGCGUGCGCGUGUUGCUGCACUGCAGUGUCGUCAUUGAGGUGCGCGCACCUACGAUUUUGCCUGUUUGUGUUAGCGUUUGAGUGUGAGUGGUGCGCGUGGUCGAGAUGAGAUGUCAAGUCGUAUGUUAUGCAGGACGACGGCGGAUUGUGACAUUUUUCGCGUAUUUACUUAAAACAAACAGAGAAACCAAUUUCGAAAUGAUAAUAAUAAUUAUAUAAUAUUAUACACUGGUCGCUCUGUAUAGCAUAUUGUAUAAUAAUAUUAUAAUAAUUGGUCACCCCAUAUUGUAAUAUUGUUACUGCGAUUAUAGGGCGGUUUAGAUGGUAAACAAUAAUAUUUUUCUAAACAAUAAUCUUCUUACUGUAAAUAUUACAUUGAAAAUAUAAACAAAAAUUUCGUUCUGGGUAUAUAUUGGUAUAUACGCAUCAUAAACGUAUUUUAAAUCAAUUUUUCAUUUUCCGAAAAGAAAAAAACGUCUUUUUAUCAAUUUUUGUCUUAUACCAACGGCAAUACUAUAUUAUAAUAAUAUAUAAUUAGGUACGUGUAAAAUUUUCCCUCGCUUAGGAAACUUGUUCUAAGAUUGUGUCUAAGUCAUUAUGUCGUAGGUUUUUUUUUAGUUCUCGUUUAAGUUUUAUUUAGUUCUAAGCAAACAAAUAAUAAACGAUAGCAAAGACGACGUAAUAAUAAUUUAUUAAAUAUCCAAAGAAAAAUGACAUACCUAUAACGCGUGCUGGUCAACCGCGACUUACUCUCCGCCACUCGCGCCCACACACACAGACACACACUCACAUAUAUAUAAAUAUAUGAUAUAUGAUAUAUAUAUGUAUACGAUAUAAUAUAAUAUGUAAUAUGGAUACAUAAUUAUGAUAAAGAGUACACUAUGUAAUAUAUUAUUAUUAUUAGUUAUAUCGUAAUAAUUUUAAAAAAUGAAUAUUUUGUUACGAGCGAAUCGUCACGCGGUCGAUGAUAUGCGCUCGGGAUCUCAAAACCAGCUCAAAUAACACGUCCUCAAUAGUAAUAAUAAUAAUAAUAAAAUUAAUAAUAAUGUAUAUAUCUAACACACGUUCGUCUUAUCUUAACACAUACGUGUUGUACAGGAUAUAUAUAAAAUAUAUAUACAUAGAAAAAUUGUGUACUAUCAUAUUAUAAUAUUAAGUUGUAUAUAAUAUUAUGUGUGUUCGUGUUUGUUUGAGUGUGUGUGUGUGUGUGAGUGUGCGCGUGAUUAUGUCUUUAUAUAUAUAUUUCGGUUUCAAAUUCCAGGACCAGUUGUUGUUUGUUUGUUUUUAUUUUUUAUUCAACUUAUAGUGCCAUUAGGAAUUAGACUGGCACCGCGAUUCGCGUCCGAUACACACGGUGCUGCGAUCCGAUUUUUUUGCGAUCGCCGCGGACUCUACAUGAUAUUAUCAUAUUAAUUGAUAAUGAUAUUUUGUUUCCCCCGAUCGUUGUUUUUGACCGUCGUUACAAUACGUCUUAAUUAGAUCACUAUUAUACCAGCCAGACGCGUAUAAUAUCAUGUCAUCUACCAUAUUAUAUCAUUACCUACCUAUGCAUGUACUAUGGUUGUAUCGGCCGCGACCUUCGGUCACCGCGCACAGUCGCUGCCACCGCGCCGCAGUUAAUGUCUAAAUAAUAAAAUAUGCAUCCAACAUAACUGCACCGUGUACAAUAUUAUUAUAAUAACGUCGGUUUUUUUUUUCGCGCAUACUGAAUAAAUGUGGGACCCCGGGAAUCGUGCGCGCGCGAUCGGACGUGGAAUUGCGGUGAAAAUAACAAUAAGAUAAUAAUAUUAAAUAUCUAUUAUAUUAUUGUAACAAUAUAAAAUGCUAACGUACCAAAGGUGGUAUUUGCGUAUACUUUUGUUUUUGUUUUUUAUUUUAUUUAUUUAUUUUCGUUUUAAUUAUUUUUCGUGUAAGAGAGAAAAUAUAUAAUAAGAGGAAAAAUAACGCGUGACUCAAGUACAUACAUAUAUAUUAAGUAAUUAUAUAUACGAUUAUUAUUUAUAAAUUAUUUGAAUGUGUACAUAUAUUAUAUAUUAAAAUUAUAUGUUUAGACUUUGUAUAUUGUAAUAAGGUAAAAAAAAAAAAAAAAAUGUUUAUAUAUUAAUUAGAGAUCGGUCCAUGCCACUACUUGUUUACUUGUUUUCUCACACAAACUAUAUAUAUAUAUUUUUUUUUUCGAAUACACAAUAAUACUAUACUUACUAUAUCGUUGCGGUACACACUCUGCGACUCGUUUUCGAAAAAAUGAAAAAAAUCUUUAUGUGCAAUUUCGUCGGCUCCUCGAAUCAGCUGUUUCCGUAAACAUAAGUACGCAGAACACCAAUUAUAAUAUUAUAAUAAUUAUUAUAACACAUGUGUUAUGCUCGCGCGUAAGCGGAAAUUAUUGAUUAUCAGCCCGUUUCAUUAAUUAUAAUUAUUUUCAACUGCAAAUUAUUAUUAUAUUUCUCUUGUACAUACAUCAUAGGUAUGACUUCUAUAUGAAUAUAUUAUAUAAAAUAUAUAUUUAAAAAAAACAUUUAUAGGAAUAGUGUUUUUUUCGAAAUUGAAAUCGUUACGAUUUAUUUGACGCUAUUUCCUCGUAAUAUUGUACAGUUCAGAGAGAUUUUAUUUAUAUAUAUAAAACAAUAAUAUUAAUAUAUACAAUUUUAUUAUAUUAUAUAGAAAAAGCGUGCGUGUGCUGGUAGAUUCUUCAUUUUAUUAACUAUUUUGUUUUUUCGUUUUUAAUUUUAUCAUUAUUAUUAUUAUUUUUUUUGUAAAAAAAGAAUUUUUGUAUAAAAAUUUAUUUAUUCUGCAAAGCCUGGCAAGGAUUACCUCUAAUUUAUUUUUACAUGCUAGGUAAAACAGUGUAAAAAUGAAAAACGACAUAUAUACGUAAUUAUUAAGUCUUGUUUAUUUUUUUGAGUCGUGAUAAAUAACAAUAAUGUUGAGUACUUAUAUUGUAAUACCAAAAAAGAUAAAAUAACAAAAUUUGAAAAAAAUCAAUGUUGACACAUUUUUUAAUUUAUCGACAUUAUUUAAUUAAUAUUUUUAAUAUUUUUUCCGAUUCAAAAAAAAAAAUAUAUAUAUAUACAUGUAAUAAACGGUCAGUACAAUGAAUAUUAAGAUAACUGAGUGUUGUUAUGCGGCAUUCACUAUAAGUUCCUCCUAAAAUAUUAGAAUUAGUGUUCGUUACAUUUUUAGAUUAAUUAAGUAGAAUUUUAUGUUAAUUAAUUAAAAAAAAAAAUGAACGUUUUUUUUU
Messenger RNA from Metopolophium dirhodum (rose-grain aphid), 6810 nucleotides. RefSeq names its product homeotic protein antennapedia-like. The record is from RefSeq and is a predicted model, not a curated record. Bases 2199 to 3377 code for a protein of 392 amino acids. Gene Ontology annotation, biological process: negative regulation of transcription by RNA polymerase II; anterior/posterior pattern specification. Lineage: Eukaryota; Metazoa; Arthropoda; Insecta; Hemiptera; Aphididae. Gene Ontology annotation, cellular component: nucleus. Gene Ontology annotation, molecular function: RNA polymerase II cis-regulatory region sequence-specific DNA binding; DNA-binding transcription factor activity, RNA polymerase II-specific. The transcript has 4 exons.